Molecule: messenger RNA, 746 nt
Organism: Yamadazyma tenuis ATCC 10573
Lineage: Eukaryota; Fungi; Ascomycota; Pichiomycetes; Serinales; Debaryomycetaceae
Source: RefSeq, a predicted model, not a curated record
UGCAAACUUCUAAUGUCUACUGAAUCGCCUGCUCCUACUGAUAAGUGGUAUAUCUCAUAUGAGAUCAUUCACAAGUUGUGCCAGAAGGCUGCCAACGAGAUCAAGGCCCAGGGUAAGCCAGUGGACCUAAUUAUCGCCAUUGGUGGUGGAGGGUUCAUUCCUGCUCGGAUUUUAAGAUCGUUCAUCAGAGAGCCCAACGGGAAGAAUAUUCCGAUCCAGGCCAUUGGCUUGUCGCUUUAUGAGCAGUUGGGUGACAAGCCCACCGAAUCCAUCGGCAAGGAGGUUGUCAGAACCCAGUGGCUUGACUUUGGAAACCUUAACCAGCAUUUUGACUCGUUGAUUGGUAAAAACAUCAUUAUUGUGGAUGAAGUCGACGAUUCUCGUACCACUUUGCACUACGCAUUGUCAGAGUUGCAGAAGGACGUGGCAGAGAUGCAGAAGCAGUUGGGUCGGGAGAGCGAGGAGACGACGUUUCAAAUUUUCGUGUUACACAAUAAGUUGAAGCCCAAGCGGGCCGAACUCCCAGCUGAAUUGUUUGAACAAAACCACUAUCUCGUGGGGGAGAAUGUGGAAGACCGGUGGAUUGCAUAUCCUUGGGAUGCCAUGGACAUUGACGAGCAUACCGACCGGGCCCGCAAACAGGGAAACAUAUAGACUUUGUGGAUAUAGUAACUAGAGAAUAGGAUAGUCGCCAGAGCAACAGUAAUAGUGAAAGUACUGGUAGUAUAUUGACACCAGUCAUAUUG